CAUUAGGACGCAACGCCCGAAAUAUCCCUCAGUGACCCCAACACCAGCUGAAGACGACCCAACACGAGCCACACGCAGAGCAUUAACCAUCUGAGAGCAUGGAGAGAGUGGUGGAGAUUGAGGCCAUUGAUUUGGCGUGUGAGGUGAACAACACCAAUCACCACACACAUCUGAACGGUGUGGACAGACUGAUCGUGAGAAGAGGACAGACUUUCACCAUCCAUUUACACCUCAGAGAGGGAACUCACUUCCAGAAUGGAGACAACAUCAAAUUUAUCGCCCAAACAGGUCCGAUCCCAUCAGUGGAGGCUCAAACCAAAGCCAGAUUCAGCCUGAGUAAAGUGAUCUCUCGCUGGAGCUGGAGCGCCACGGCAGAAACCCACAACAGCACAGUUUCUCUGAGCGUCUGCGCACACACAAAUGCUCCAGUCGGCCGCUACACACUGAUCCUGGACCAGGGAGACGGAGUCAUUCUGGGGGAGUUUGUGCUGCUCUUUAACCCCUGGUGCAAAUUGGACUCUGUGUAUCUGGCGAAUGAAGCUGAGAGGGAGGAAUACGUUCUCUCUCAGGACGGCCUGAUUUACCGCGGUACACCCAAAAGAAUCACAGUUCUACCAUGGACAUUUGGACAGUUUGAGCAGGGAAUCCUGGACAUCUGCCUGCAGAUUUUGGAUGAAAGCCCGAAUUACAUCAGUGACGCGGCUCUGGAUUGUUCUGAGAGGAAGAAUGCUGUGUAUGUGACUCGAGUCCUCAGUGCAAUGAUCAACAGUCUGGGUGAUAAAGGAGUCGUGGUGGGCAACUGGUCAGAUGAUUAUGAAGACGGAGUAAAGCCCACCGUGUGGAAGGAUAGCUGCUCGAUCCUCCACCAGUGGAGUAAUGAAGGCUGCAGGGCAGUGCGUUACGGACAGUGCUGGGUGUUUGCUGCUGUCGCCUGCACAGUGUCCAGAGCUCUGGGAAUCCCCUGCAGAGUCAUCACCAACUUUGGAUCAGCACGUGACAGCAAUGGCGACCUAAUAAUGGAGCGUUUCUACAAUGAAUUUGAUGAGAACAUUGCAGACGACUCCAUAUGGAACUACCAUGUUUGGGUGGAGAACUGGAUGACCCGUCCAGAUCUUGCACUGGGGUAUGAGGGUUGGCAAGCGAGCGACCCAACACCACAGCACAGAAGUGACGGCGUCUUCUGUUGUGGACCGGCUUCUGUGAGAGCUAUUAAAGAGGGCGAGCUCACCUUCAAAUUCAACGUCCCGUUCGUGUAUGCGGAGGUGAACGCUGACGUGGUGGAGUACAUCAAACUGAGAGACGGACGAGUGUUCAAGAUGGGCGGGUCCACGACGGAGAUUGGGAAAUCCAUCAGCACUAAAGCAGUGGGUCGAGAUGAGAGAGAGGACAUUACACACAACUACAAGUAUCCAGAGGGUUCUGAAGAAGAGAGAAAAGUUUUUGAGAAAGCAAAUCAUCACAACAAACUGGCUAAAGCAGGAGAGGAACCUGGUUUACACAUCAAGAUCCGAGUAACCCCUGAUAUGCAGAUCGGCUCUGACUUUGACGUCUACGCUGAGAUCAAAAACAACACGAUGGUCACAAAGUCCUGCCGGGUCAUGUUUUACGCACAAGCAGUGUCCUAUAAAGGCACACUUGGAGAGACCUGCGGACUGGGAGAGUUUACGGAGAUGAGUUUGGCUUCUUCUGAGGGAGAAUGCCAAGAACUUCUGGUCGGCAGCCGAUGCGUAUAA
Danio aesculapii is the source of this 1733-nucleotide messenger RNA. RefSeq names its product transglutaminase 2, C polypeptide A (gene tgm2a). The transcript has 11 exons. Gene Ontology annotation, biological process: peptide cross-linking. The record is from RefSeq and is a predicted model, not a curated record. Gene Ontology annotation, molecular function: protein-glutamine gamma-glutamyltransferase activity. Lineage: Eukaryota; Metazoa; Chordata; Actinopteri; Cypriniformes; Danionidae. Bases 99 to 1733 code for a protein of 544 amino acids.